AUGCUGAACAAGUGGUGUGUUUAUCAGUGUUGAGCAUGAGUGACGUCUGUGGUGCUCACAGGUGUGUGUUUUGCAGCUGAAGCUCACCCCUUGAGGAGUGUUGAGCGUCAGCCCGGGCUGUGAGAGCUGUUUGCACCUUCAUAUCGCCGCCUCCCAGGUCCCUACCUGCCUGCGUGCCUCUUGACAUACAUUUACUUAUUUUUUCAUUUUUGACUUUAACGUAAGCCUUUAACCGCAGUCGGGAGCCUCUUCUCUCUUAGCUGCUUUGGGAGCCAAUCUGCUUAAGGGUAUCUGUCAAGUCAUACACGUGCUCAGAGUUGUGAUGAGGCAACAUGUUUCCUGCUUAUUGAAAGACUCACCUGCCCUCAAAACAAGACAUAUUCCAAGCCGCUCCCAUGCACUGCAGGCACAGAUUCAGCUGACCCACGAGAUCUACUAGGUGCAGUCAUAUGUGGAAAUUAUACUUUUUUUUUUGGGACAUGGAGUUAGUUAGGUAGCACUAUCACUUUUAAUAGGGAUCAACAGCUUUGGGGUGAGCAGGCUUGGCUGGAGCUGCUUACCGGAGCUGGUCACACACCAUAUGUUUGCCCAGUCGCAUAUGAGACUGUCACCACUGCCCUCAACUCCCUCAACCCCAACCAUUCUAACCGGUUUCACCGGCUUACCAUGGCUUUAGCAUCUGUGCAGUAAAUGUAGGGCAUAGCUGUUUGCUUGUCUGCCCGGUGGUUUAAACUAGUACACCCAAGCUGUGACUUUUAGUUGUAUUGGUUCGCUACACUGUGACACCAUCUCUGCAUGUCCACGAUGAGGCUGAGGUCCAGGAAUAGCGAAAGAAGGGAGAAACAAAGAGAGGAAGAGGUGAAAUUUGUGGAGACUGAAAUGAUUCCAAAGUCAGGAAAAUCUCCAGCAGACUCGAGGAAAAGUGUCGGCAUCCAUGAGUUUGCAGCACUUGCCAGAUCCUCCUUAAAUGGUAUCUCUCAGGCAGUGAGGGACCAUGUGACAAAGCCCACCUCCCUGGCUCAGGGCCGGGUCGCCCAUCUCAUUGAGUGGAAAGGUUGGCCAAAACCUGCUGACCCACCACCGGCCGCCCACUCCCACUUUAGCUCCUACUGCCAUCUGACUGAAGGAGAGAAGGAGGCCCGGUUUGCUGCAGGAGUGGCUGAGCAGUUUGCCAUCGCUGAGGCUAAGCUGCGUGCCUGGGCGUCUAUGGAUGACGACGACGAGGAAGACUCCAACGACGAGGACUCCCACACCAACGGACAGACACACACCUUCUCCAGCCAGAGCUCAGACGGCGCCACAUCCAGUCCUAUCACCGGAGCGCCGUGCCAGCCUGAGGUUGAUGGCGGCGAGGCACCGCCCUCCGAUAGUCCCCUGGGAUGCAGCAGUAGCAGCAGUCUGCUCUGUGGUAGGCCUGCGUCUCACAAUGACCCACAUUUAUCCCAGACCAAUUCACCUACUUUACCCAGCGACUGCAUGAGUCCAUUCCUGGAGGAGGAAGAGGAGGAGGAGGAGAGGCUAGAUGAUCACGAGGAGCAGCCGGCGCCUUUGCGGGAGCAGCGCAGCGAGGUCUGCAUCCACCACAAGCCUGAGUGGAGGCCCCGGGCCAGGAGCAGCAGGUUCGACUCCUGCUACUCCACCUCUCAUUCCGAGUCUCCUGGAGAGGAGGAUGAGGAGGACGAGGAGGAGGAAGGCAGCGUGUUUCAUGAGGUCCCAGUGUGGCAUUGCAGCCCCAGAAGCUUCUUCUCUGACCGGGCUUCCUCUGGUGUGGCGUCAUUCGAUGAAGAGGAGAGGGAUGAAGUAGAUGAGAAGAAGGAGGAGAAAGAGUUUUUGAUGUGAUGUGUUGUCCAUCUUUAUGUCUCUUUGAGUCCGUGUUGAUUCUGGAUAUGACAUAAUCUAUCUGCUUUCACUGUUAACCUCUCUCCACCUCCUCCUCUUCCUCUUCUCCUUCCUCUGAUCAUCUCUACUCCACUCGCUGCCUUCUGUCUCUCAUCCUCCAGGCCUUUCAUGUACUGAUCCUGCUCCGUUUAUGGCUGCUGCAAACAGUGUGUGUAUAUAUAUAUAUAUAUAUAUAUAUAUAUAUAUAUAUCAGAGAGUUCAACCAGAAUGUAAAGCUGUUGUUCAAACUGAGUUUUGUACAUUUUUGUGAAGAGUCAUGUGUUGCUAUUGCGUUGGUUUUCUAUGGAUAUUUUGUAGUGUUGUUAUUUCUGGGUCAUGCUGUGUCAUGUGGGUUGGGCUACGUUUGAUACUGAAUGUCUGAAUGUCCUGCAUACCAGAAUAUAAAUAUGAUUUUUUUGAAA
Siniperca chuatsi (mandarin fish) is the source of this 2300-nucleotide messenger RNA. RefSeq names its product family with sequence similarity 131 member A (gene fam131aa). The record is from RefSeq and is a predicted model, not a curated record. Lineage: Eukaryota; Metazoa; Chordata; Actinopteri; Centrarchiformes; Sinipercidae. The transcript has 5 exons. Bases 796 to 1839 code for a protein of 347 amino acids.